This is a messenger RNA of Aspergillus novofumigatus IBT 16806, 261 nucleotides long. RefSeq lists its product as uncharacterized. The annotation marks the transcript as partial. The transcript has 2 exons. Lineage: Eukaryota; Fungi; Ascomycota; Eurotiomycetes; Eurotiales; Aspergillaceae. The record is from RefSeq and is a predicted model, not a curated record.
AAAGCAGUAGACAAGGCUCCUGGAUUGGCUGGUAAAGUUAAUAGUGGGGUCGUACAAGGAAAUCCUCACCCAACAGAUAAAACUAGGGAUCCUUAUCACGCUUCCAUCACCCUUGGUAUUAACAACAUCGAGGGGAAGGACCGUGUUACAUCUGCACAUGUUUACCCCAACAGAAGCGUUACUUUCUCUAAGGAAGUAUACGGGCGAGUCAAAGUUAAUGUUGAUCCUGCUGCCCCCAAAGAAGGCAGCGCUUCCAAAUAA